This is a messenger RNA of Naegleria gruberi, 1134 nucleotides long. RefSeq lists its product as uncharacterized. The transcript has 3 exons. Lineage: Eukaryota; Heterolobosea; Eutetramitea; Acrasida; Naegleriidae. Bases 1 to 1134 code for a protein of 377 amino acids. The record is from RefSeq and is a predicted model, not a curated record.
AUGAUCAACAGUAGUUGUUGGUUGGUAGCUGUUUUGUUGAUGUUGUGCCUCGUCUCAACUGCAACAUGUGCUAUUGCCUUGGCUGGUAAUAAGAGAGCUGCUCCAUCAACUGCUAUGUGUACUCGUUACACUUCUGCAUCAUUGGUUGGAGAUGUUGAUUUGAGUAAGGUCACUCCAAAGCCUGUUAACUGUCCUUUGGGAUGUAAUUUGUAUACUGUUUCUGGCUCUGCAUUGGGUUAUAAUGGUCCACUUGGGGCUUUGGGUCCUUUGGGUCCUUUGGGUCCUGUUUCCACUGGUACCCCUUACAAUGUUCCUGAUAAUUUUGUUUGGUAUGGAAAUAACUUUAAUACUUACCUUAAGGAAAUGAAUGCAUGUGAUAAGUUAUUGAGCCAUCCACAAAAUCCACUCUCUUCUGCUGGCCCAAUGGGUGAUGCUUUCUUUGAUGUCAUGCCAAAGAUUAACGAUUUCACUAAACACAUGAUGGGUAUGGGAGUUUGGACUGUUUUGGGACCAUUGGGACCUUUGGGCCCACUUGGUGCUUUGGGACCAUUGGGUCCAGUUGGUUGCCACAUGUUGGACGUUGAUAAGGAUGGUCAAUUCGUCAGUAAGAAGGGUGAAGUUUUGAGAACUACCUCAGUUGUUUAUAACUCGUCCCUCACUGUUAACUGGCCUCUUUUCGAAAGAUAUAAGAGUAGAGAAUUCGUUGACAAAUUGUCCAAGAAGGGUUUGCUCGACACUUCUUUCAUGGUUUCUGCUAGUGUUGAUAUUACUGGUCAUGCCUAUGACAUGGUUGUUACUGAACCUCAAUACGUCACUGUCACUGUUAUCCCAACUCUCUGGGCUAAGAACUUCUUCUUGGAAGCUUUCAUUAACGGUAAAUCUGUUAUGAAGUCUGAAAAGCUCUUAUUCACUCCUUGGUUCCAAGUCCACAUUUCUGGAGCUGAUUUGCAAAAUGCUGGUCCAGGUGGAGCUAAAUUGAAGGUUGUCAUUAAGACUGAUCCUCUCGAUUGUGGAAUGAUGUCUGUCUUUGGAUGUACUAUGGAUUACACAAUGCAUGUUGUUGGUUCAACUUCAUUCAUGAUGAGAAAGCCACACCUCAGUUACACUGGUCCACAUAUUAAGCAAUGUGAAUAA